GCCAUUGUUCCCACUUCGGAUGAGGUCAAUUCUGAAUCCUAGGAGUUUUUCACAGUGUCUUUGUGAGUCACAGUGGGACCACAUCUGGUCGUUUAUGCUAAUGAGGUGACUCACAGCAGGGCCCCCUAGAUAACUUAUGCCAAGGAAAUGACUCAGGAUGGGAGGCUGGCCACAAUAGAAAGGCAGACCAGGGGAUGCCAUGCUUGAGGCUUUGAGCCAUGUGAUAUCAGUCGGAAAUCUGUGGAGACUGUAAAGGUAAACGGAGGCUGGAGCCGAACCGGGAACGAAGACAUGGCAAAUGGCAGUGAGAAUAGCCUUUACUAGGACUCGCGGGCGAGGUUCCUCGGUCCAAAGAGUCUGCGCAGCCUCUCGCGGCCGUGCUCCUCCGCUUCGCGCUGCUACGUGGGCCUGCUGCACUGCCGCCCUGGACCUUGCCCCUGCCCCUGCCCAGCUCCAUCGCCUUCACCAUCGUGGCAAUGCCCAGGAUGACGGCAGCAGGUGCCACCAGGAUGGGUGCCGGAGCCUCAUGGAGUACGUAGGAGGAAGAGCAGCCUCUGCCAUGCUCUUCUGUGGCUGUAUCAUGCUGGUGACCUGUUCCAUUCUCACCACCUUUGCCCUCUGUGCAGCCCCGAUGCUAGUCCUCCUGAAAGUGAGUUGGAGGCCUCCUUGCCCUGGCUGCUGUGUGGCAGAUCAUCUCCCUGGUAAUUAACCCUGUGAAGUACACCGAUACCUUCAACCUUCACGCCAACCCUGCCGUCACAUCACAUCUGUCACUGGCCCCAAUUAUUCUGAUUGGCUGUCCUUUCUCCUUCUGCUGCGGCCUGAAGGACGAAGACAACCUCCUGGGCGGCACCAAGCCCUGGUACUUCCACAUCCGCCUGAUUGGGGAGGAGAGCCAGAGAAGACCCUGCUGAGAAGGACUCCAGAGGAAGAAGCUGUUUCCCUAGGCGACUUCCUACCUAUUUUGGGGCAGUGUUCACAAUAUUAAACUAGUAGAAAACGCUACAAUGAUUUGGGAGAAAAUAUGUGUUACAAUGUCAUAUUCACUUUUUAUAUAUGUUCUUUGGAGCUGACGUGUUUGUUUUCACUAACCUUGUAUCUAUCCAUAACAGUUACAUUUUUUAUAAGAGAAGAUGAACAUGAAACGUACCACUUUAUAAAGUAAAAAUGAAAAAGCCUCCAAGAUUUAAUAUUUCCAGGAAGAAUGGACUGUAUCUAUUAAGGGCUAAGGAGGAGAGAGAUAUUGGUAAAAAAUGUCAGUGACCAAACGUUCUAAAAAGAAAUGCAAAACAAAAUAUUUUUUGUUAUUGAGCCUUCAAUUAUUUAAAGAUGCAAAAUGGUUUCCUAACUACAUAUCAAUUGUAAGAAUUUCUCUUUAAUAUCUUGAAUAAUUCACCGUUUUUGCUAAGCUUCAUGUUGACUUUACAUGCCAUUUAGGAAAUGAUUGUUUCGUGGCCAAAACAUGUUGCAGUGGUAAGGCUUUCUUAAACAGUAAAAUGUUUAGAUGAAGUUUUCUCUUUGAAAAUUCUCACAGGGUGAGGGUGUGGGAAAAUGCUGUAUUAAUAAAUAAAUAAAUCUGCACUGUUUUGUGUCUGCAUGUUCAGUACCAAAGUAGACUGGGAUGAAAGAUGGACUGGGUCUAAUUCAUCAUGACUGCUAGUCCUGAUUAGGUUGUGUAGCAAAGCAUUAGAAAGGCCAUUCCCAUCACAGGAGUGCUAUUAAAAUAGCCUAAGAAGAAGAAAUAGUUUUUUUUUUCCCCCUCAGGCCUAACUGGGUUGUAAUCAUAUAGACAAAGCUUCUGGUAGAUUGCAACUGCAAGCAGACACCUACAUAUAGUUGAAAAAUCUGGUCUUUUUUGGUAAAGAGAUGUGAAAUGUCUGAUGUAAGCCAUGCAACAGGGAUGUGAGUUUCCCUGAAUGGCAUCUAUAUGAUAUGUCAGAUUAAUUAUUACUAUUUUUUACCAUUUGUACUUACAUAAUGAAAAUGAGCUCAUUUUAUGUUCAAGUUAUUACUUUGUAAGUUGUAGAAUAUGCAAUUAAAGUUUUAAUUGUGAAUUUUUCCCAAUAAAUGAGGUAUUCUAAAAAA
Chlorocebus sabaeus (green monkey) is the source of this 2085-nucleotide messenger RNA. Lineage: Eukaryota; Metazoa; Chordata; Mammalia; Primates; Cercopithecidae. The record is from RefSeq and is a predicted model, not a curated record.